This is a messenger RNA of Candida albicans SC5314, 1659 nucleotides long. It is a transcript of the gene FMO2, whose product is annotated as Fmo2p. The coding region runs from base 1 to 1659 and encodes 552 amino acids. Gene Ontology annotation, molecular function: NADP binding; flavin adenine dinucleotide binding; N,N-dimethylaniline monooxygenase activity. Lineage: Eukaryota; Fungi; Ascomycota; Pichiomycetes; Serinales; Debaryomycetaceae. The transcript has a single exon. The record is from RefSeq and is a predicted model, not a curated record.
AUGUCAACUAUCACUUUAACAAGAGAAUCCCACAAAAACCCAGCAAAGUUUAGAAUUAAACACCAAGACGAAUUGGACAUUUUGGGUCCAAAUCGUAAGGACCGUUUUGCYAUCAAUGAAGACUUGCCAACCAUUACUACUACUUCAAAAAUCGCCAUUAUUGGUGCUGGAUUUGGAGGUAUGGCCGGUGCCAUCAAAACUAUGAACAAGUAUGAUGAACACGAUAUUCAGAUCUUUGAAAGACAUGACAACUUUGGUGGUACUUGGUAUGCCAACACUUACCCAGGAUGUGCCAGUGAUAUUCCUGCUUUUUGGUAUUCAUUCUCAUUUGCGUUGACGUCUAACUGGAGUAGAAUUCAACCACCACAAUAUGAAAUGGAAGAAUACCUUUUGAGAAUUGCUGAACAGUAUAAAUUGAAAGAAAAAACAAGAUUCCAAACUGAAAUCAAYAAGUUUGAGUGGGAUGAUGUGAAUGGUGAGUGGACCUUGUAUGCACAYGAUGUUAAAACUGGUCAAAGAAUCCUUCACAAAAGUAAGCUUUUACUUGCCUGUCAAGGUGGKUUAGUUCAYCCUWUKCAAUUACAAGCCGAAGGAUUGGAAAACUUCAAAGGGGCAUACAUGCAUUCAGCUCUUUGGGACCAUUCUGUUGAYUUYAAAGGKAAAAAAGUCAUUGUGAUUGGUAAUGGGUGUAGUGCUAAUCAAACUGUUCCUGCUUUGCUUAAUGAUCCCAAAUAUAGUGUUGGUUCAUUGACACAAAUAGUGAGAUCACAGCAUUACAUUUUGAAACCCCUCCCUAGAAUACUUUACAUACUUUACCGUUUAUUGUCAUUCAACUUUAUUGCAUUAUACUUUGUUCGUUUAAUUGUUGUUUUUGGUGCUGAAAUGAGGGUACCAUUGUUCAAAGGUGAWGGUAUUAUUUCCAACUAUGUCCGUAAAGUUACCACUGAAGCAUCCGUUCUGUACAUAAAAGAAGUUGCUCCAGAAAAAUACCAUGACAAACUUAUCCCAGAUUACAAGAUUGGUUGCAAAAGAUUGAUUUUUGAUUACAGCUAUGUUCCUUCUUUGAAUGAUCCUAGAAUUGACAUCAAAACAGAAGGAGUUGCUAGAGUUGUUGAAGAUGGUGUUAUAUUGGAAAGUGGUGAACACAUUGAAGCUGACAUUAUUGUUGCUUGUACUGGUUACAAUUUUACUAAAAGUUAUUUCAAUUUCGAGAUUCUUGGUCGUAACGGAACUAGCAUUACCCAACUUUGGAAAGAUGAAGGUCCAACUGCUUACAGAACUCUUCUUGUUAAACAAGCUCCUAAUCUUUGGACAAUUGGAGGUUGUAAUUCAGCUACAGGUCAUGCAUCAGUUGUUAUGGCACUUGAGAAUGGUAUUGAUUAUUUCCUCAAGACUGCCAAACCGGUCAUUGAAGGAAAAUCUAAAUCAGUUAGAGUUACUGACGGUGCUUAUGACAAUUGGUUCACAACUAUUCAAAGUGAGUUGAGAAAAUCUGUUUUUGGUAGUCCAUUUGGUGGCUGUGUCUCCUGGUAUACUGUUUCUAAAGUCAAUUCAACUGUUUAUCCUUGGAGUCAACUUAACUACUGGUGGAAAACUCAUUUCCCAAACUACAGUGAUUUGAUCUAUGAACCAUUUGCUGAAAAUAAGAAAAGAAGAUAA